AUGAAAUCAAAAUUCACCUCAACCACCGUAAGCUUUUUCCUCAUAUUUUGUAUCUUUCUAUUGAUCAACUUCGUUAGAGCCAAAAACAGUUAUAACCCUAAUACAUCAUCCGCUCAAUGUCCCCCACCACCACCUUGUAUUUGUAAUCCAACACCAUCGUUGCUGCCACCACCCAAUAAGCAAGCACCACCAUCAUCAUCCAGUGCCCAACCAUUGCCUCUACCAGCGAUCACACCACCCCCUCCAUCAGCAAUCACACUUUCACCUCCUCCAAUAACCACACCACCAAUAUCACCUUCUUCUGGUGACAUAUGCUAUAAGAAUGAUACCGAAUUACGGAUAUGUGCUAAUAUAGUAACAGCCGCAGACGGUCUUUUAACCACUGGAAGGGCGGAGCCAUGUUGUUUCAUUAUCCAUAAUCUCUCUGAUGUUGAUGCAGUUACUUGUCUAUGCAAAUCUGUUGGAGCAAAACCAUCUUCACUCUCUCCUAAUUUUAAUAUUUUCUUCAAAGUAUGUGGUCAUAGAAUUCCACAAAGUUUUAGCUGUCCCAGACUAUCCCCAAUCAUCCCACCACCACUGUUGAAUCUUCAAUCACCGCCUCCUCCACAGACCGCACCACUCCCUCCACCAUCAACAACACUUUUGCCUCCUCCAAUAACCACACCAUUACUAUCACCUUCUUCUGGUGGCAUAUGCUAUAAGAAUAAUACAGAGUUACGGAUAUGUGCCAAUAUAGUAGCAGCCGCAGAUGGUCUUUUAACCACUGGAAGGGCGGAACUGUGUUGUUCUAUCGUCCGGGAUUUCUCUGAUGUUGAUGCAGUUACUUGUCUAUGUAAAUCUGUUGGAGCAAGACCAUCCUCACUCUCUCCUAAUUUUAACAUUUUCUUCAGGAUAUGUGGUCGUAGAAUUCCACAAGGUUUUAGCUGUCCCGGACUAUCCCCAACUAUCCCGCCACCACUGUUGAAUCUUCGAUCACCGCCUCCUCCACAGACCACACCACCCCCUUCACCAUCAAUAAUACUUUUUCCUCCUCCACUGACCACACCACCAAUAUCACCUUCUUCUGGUGGCAUAUGCUAUAAGAAUGAUACAGAGUUACAGACAUGUGAAAUUGUAGCAGCUGCAGACGGUCUUUUAACCACUGGAAGGGCGGAACCAUGUUGUUCCAUCGUCCGUAAUCUCUCUGAUGUUGAUGCAGUUACAUGUUUAUGCAAAUCUGUUGGAGCAAGACCAUCCUCACUCUCUCCUAAUUUUAAUAUUUUCUUCAAGGUAUGUGGUCGUAUAAUUCCACAAGGUUUUAGCUGUCCCAGACUAUCCCCAAUUAUCCCACCACCACUGUUGAAUCUUCAAUCACCGCCUCCUCCACAGAUCGCACCACCCCCUCCACCAUCAACAACACUUUUGCCUCCUCCACUAACCACACCAUCACUAUCACCUUCUUCUGGUGGCAUAUGCUAUAAAAAUGAUACAGAGUUACGGACAUGUGCCAAUAUAGUAGCAGCUGCGGACGGUCUUCUAACCACUGGAAGGGCGGAACCGUGUUGUUCCAUCGUCCGGGAUCUCUCUGAUGUUGAUGCAGUUACUUGUCUAUGCAAAUCUGUUGGAGCAAGACCAUCCUCACUCUCUCCUAAUUUUAAUAUUUUCUUCAAGGUAUGUGGUCGCAGAAUUCCACAAGGUUUUAGCUGUCCCGGACUAUCCCCAACUAUCCCACCACCACCGUUGAAUCCUUGAUCAUCACCUCCUCCACAGACUGCAACACUCACUCCACAAGCAACGACACUUUUGCCUCCUCCACUAAUAACA
Eutrema salsugineum is the source of this 1803-nucleotide messenger RNA. RefSeq names its product helicase SRCAP. The record is from RefSeq and is a predicted model, not a curated record. Lineage: Eukaryota; Viridiplantae; Streptophyta; Magnoliopsida; Brassicales; Brassicaceae.